AAUCGGCUAAAGAAGAAAGGGAGUGACAAGAAAGGACUUUACAUAAAAUCGGCAAACCUUCCAGCCAAGAGAUCGGCAAAGGAGCAGGAGGAAUGAGGAAAUUGAAACUCCAUGAGCAAAAACUAUUGAAGAAGACUGAUUUCCUUAGUUGGAAGAGGGAAGGUGGAAUCAGAAAAACGUAUGUUACUCCUAAAAACAACAAUAAGAAGAAGAUUACUCAACAUGGUCAUCACCUUCAACCUCUGACUAAGAAAGUUGUCUCGUCGUCUCAUGAUGAACAAGCAGCCGUACUUCCUAGCAAGAAGCAGGUUUUUACUAAACUGCCAAGGAAGCUUUUAUCCACUGACAAAUCCAUGAAUGUUAGCAAUAAUGCUGGAAACAAACCAACAACUGAUAUGUCAGAAGCCACCAAGAAAACUCAAGGAACUUUGUCAGGCAAGCGACCACGAAAUCACGAUAUAAUGGAGGGAAGAAAAGGAACCCGUCAGACUUGGGUCGAGUCAAAAGCAUACCAAUAUUUUACUAUGGAUUACAGUGAAGUUCGAAGAAGACGACCCGUACACAACAAGUUCAUGCCGCUCCAACACUGAAAAGGAUGUAGUUCCAAAUCUGAGUACCUAAUUCUUCCUGUAGGAGAAAUAGUAUUGUAAUUACUAAGUAGGUGAUAUCAGAACUGUUUUCGCCUCUAAGCUACUGUUAAUGGCCGACACUAGAGAGUAAAACAAUAGAUUUGUUUUCAGCUUUUGAGGUUAAAUAUCUAAUGUUGUUAAAUUAAGUAUUAAGGUUUAAGUUAACGAUGUAGUCAAAAGAUUAAUUUCAAACCCCAACACUUCGUUAUUA
Messenger RNA from Papaver somniferum (opium poppy), 840 nucleotides. RefSeq lists its product as uncharacterized. Lineage: Eukaryota; Viridiplantae; Streptophyta; Magnoliopsida; Ranunculales; Papaveraceae. The transcript is spliced from 5 exons. Bases 93 to 590 code for a protein of 165 amino acids. The record is from RefSeq and is a predicted model, not a curated record.